AUGGAGAAGCAAACUAUACUGAAGCACGACGGCAAGCAGGACCCAGUUGACACCACGGGUCUAUGCCUGUUGUCUCUAGAUGGCGGUGGUGUGCGAGGCCUCUCGUCACUCUACAUCUUCAGGCAUGUCAAGCCCGACCGGAGAACUCGAUCUACAAUGCACCUGCCCUCUGUUGCUUCAAAACGAAAACCGCUUUUGAUUACCCUGGCAGCCAAGACACCGCGUUGUUCAGUAUUAAGUCCUUGA
Penicillium daleae is the source of this 246-nucleotide messenger RNA. Its product is annotated as protein kinase subdomain-containing protein. Lineage: Eukaryota; Fungi; Ascomycota; Eurotiomycetes; Eurotiales; Aspergillaceae. The coding region runs from base 1 to 246 and encodes 81 amino acids. The transcript has a single exon. The record is from RefSeq and is a predicted model, not a curated record.